Molecule: messenger RNA, 945 nt
Organism: Acanthosepion pharaonis
Lineage: Eukaryota; Metazoa; Mollusca; Cephalopoda; Sepiida; Sepiidae
Source: the annotation of a GenBank genome assembly
AUGACGUCACAAGCAAAUUUAAUCCCCCAAAUUGCCACAUUUCAAAAUUUAACUUCUCACUUUCUUCUUCCUCCUCCUCCUCCUCAUCCUCCUCCUCUUUCACCUCGCCAGUCUCUUCCUCACUCCCUUUUUUUUCGUCUCAUUCUCUUUCUUUCAGUCAAUUUCUUUAUCACUCCCCCUUUUUUUCUUUUUCUUUCGUUCCACCAAUUUCCCUAUCACGUCCCUCGUUCUCCCCCCUUCUCUUUCUUUUCAUCAGUUUCGCUAUCACCCCCUCUCUUUCUUUUCCCUUUUAUUUCUUUCUUUCUACCAGUUUCUCUAUCACCUCCCCUCGUUCUUACCCGUUCUCUUUCUUUUCGUCACUUUCUGUAUCAUUCCACUCUUUCUUUCCCUUUCUAUUCCUUUCUUUUCUUUCUUCAUCCCAACAGUUGGUAUUUAUUUCUUUCUUUCUUAUUCAUUCAUUUAUUUUUCUUUCUUUCUUAUUCAUUCAUUUAUUUUUCUUUCUUUCUUUCUUAUCCAUUCAUUUUUCUUUCUUUCUUUCUUAUCCAUUCAUUUUUCUUUCUUUCUUUCUUAUCCAUUCAUUUUUCUUUCUUUCUUUCUUAUUCAUUCAUUUUUCUUUCUUUCUUUCUUAUUCAUUCAUUUUUCUUUCUUUCUUUCUUAUUCAUUCAUUUUUCUUUCUUUCUUUCUUAUUCAUUCAUUUUUCUUUCUUUCUUAUUCAUUCAUUUUUCUUUCUUUCUUAUUCAUUCAUUUUUCUUUCUUUCUUUCUUUCUUUCUUUCCCAUGCAUUUUCAACAUUACACAGUCUUACUUUCUUCUCAUUGCCUCCAUUAACCCUGCCCAGUAUAUUCUCACAUUCAUGUACACCGUCUCUUUCUAUUUUCCCUCUUUUCUUUUCUUUACCUCUCAGGACCAAAUCCUCUUUCUGCUUACCCCAACCCCCUUUUUUUAA